CCUUGACUCAGGCUAAGGUCGAAAAGUUGCUUGAUGCUGAUAUGCUUGCAAGCGCGGAGGGUGAUCUCAUGAUAACAGGUCCUGCACUAUGCUUAUAUUUCGCUGCCUUGCGUAGUACCACCAAUCCUGCGUCGGUCCCUCUACCUCGCCGCUCUAAAACGUCACCCCCUGUAGAGCUCUCAGAAUCCAAUUGCCCUCCCCUAUUCGUUUCUUUUCUUCGAGUGUGGUCAUCAAAUGUACCUCGCAUUCAAUCCCUAGCUCCUCAGUAUCAGCACGAUCUUGCUCGCGUCAUAUGCGGACUGGAGCCCCUUUCUCAGCCUCCUGAUCCGAAUUUGAACGGGAUAUCUGCUGACCUGCGUGCAGUCGCCAUUGAGAUCAGCCAGCGAAGAUCGUUCCAAGAUCGAUACGCCUCUGAUCUUCAGGCUGCCCUUGAUGCGGGAAGUCCUUCAGGUAGAUCAAGUCUCAGAGUAAAAGCCUCCUUUGUUCCACCGCCUGUCUAUGAUCCUUCUCCUAUUUCGCCAUCAAGUUCAAAAACCUCAUUUGGUCGUUCGCCAUCACCCACCAUCCUUACAGCAAAUUCCCCGGCCAUCGAGUUUAUACGUGAGACGCUGUACGCUUCCCUCGCUGACGUUCUCGAGCGUACUCCAUCAUUGCGAAGGCUGCUCAAACGGGACCCUUCUCGCGCAUAUUUCGCUUCCGUCUCCUUUGCUAUUCUUGAUGUUGCCGUCACUGCCGUCACGCCCACUGGGGCAGUGAUGGGUGUACUCGGAAAAGAACUAACACUUGAAGAAUGUCCCAAAGAGCUGCAGCCGUUCAUGGCAGAACUCGCAGCCAUUGGAAAUGCAGCACGAGAGAUGGAAGAAGAAGACGAUGAGGUCGCCAUGCGUUGCGCAGAACGAGGAGAUGACAUCCCGGAGCCUAGGCUGGACAGAGUACGCAAGGUGUUAGAGGGUGGUGUGGGCUAUCAAGAAGGGCGAGAAAGGGAGGGUCAGGGGAGGAGAAGUGUUGAAGGGAGAGCAGUUGCUUUCACAAACAGAAUAAACGCCCUAGGGCUAGGGAUAUCGAAGAUCAAAGCUUUCCGAGACAGACAGGCAGAUGUGUUCAAAGUUUUGGCUGGAAUUGAAUGAUCUACUCACCACACAGACGAAAUGUACGGAAUGGUAUUUAUUUGUUUUCUUGUUUUGGGUCAGUUGAUGAUACCCUAUGGCACAUUCUACUUACAGUAUUGGUCAUUAAUGAACUCGUGGUAUACCGCGAUCAACCUAAAUGUUAGACCUCGCGCAUUUCAAUAGACUGAAUAUAAUAUUCGUUCGU
Serpula lacrymans var. lacrymans S7.9 is the source of this 1314-nucleotide messenger RNA. RefSeq lists its product as uncharacterized. NCBI's taxonomy places the organism in Eukaryota, Fungi, Basidiomycota, Agaricomycetes, Boletales, Serpulaceae. The record is from RefSeq and is a predicted model, not a curated record. The transcript has 2 exons. Bases 42 to 1127 code for a protein of 361 amino acids.